UUUAAGCUCUCAAAAAUUUCUCAACCCUUCCACUCUGUAGGAAAACAGUUUAGCAGCAUCUGCCAAACUGAAGCUGGACUAAUGAUCUGUAUUCUGCUGGUCGCCGGUCACGGCACCGUCUUAGAGACACAGAUCAAGGAUGAUGUCACCGGCCUGUACAGCCACCUGGCCGGGGUCCCAAAGGCCCUGCUCCCUGGCAUCGGAGGCAAGAAGAUCCUUGACUUUUGGUGGGAAACUGUUAAGAUGCGGCAGCUCUUCACAGAAGUGUAUCUGGUCACAAAUGCAGACAAGUAUAAGCACUACGAGCGCUGGGCCACGGCCAAUGACUUCCCUGUGGAGAACGUGGUCAAUGAUGGCAGCACUACACUGGCUGACCGUCUUGGAGCCGUAGCUGACCUGGAGCUGGCCAUACGCAGUCGCAAGCUGCAGGACGACAUCAUGGUGAUUGCGGGUGACAUGCUCUGUGCGGACCAGAACUUUGACAUUGCUCAGGUCAUCCGCUUCUUCAGGUCAAAGCCUGGGGAGCUCAUCAUUUACUACGAGCUGGAGGAGAGUGAGAGGAGCAACUCCAGGGGCAUCGUGGAGGUCUGCCCUGACACCAACAGAAUAACUCGCUUCUUGGAGAAACCUCCGGCAGGUACGACAUCAUCAAGGCUGGCCAGCGUGGUCUUUUACUGCAUCCAGAAGGACACACUGUCCCACCUGUCUGACUUCCUCAAGCUGCAGCCACAAGCCACAGACAGGUCGCUGGGAAGAUUCUGGGAGUGGCUCAUCAAUGAGAAACAGCUGCAUGUGUUUGGGAUGAAGCUGCCUACUGGCUUCCAGCUUAUUGGACAAGUGGGCCUGUCAGAUUACACCAAGUGGCUCACCCACUACUCGUCCAAGGGGCAAGACAAUGCUGCUAAACCAAUCACGUGCAGGUCAUAUGCCAGGGUCGGAUUAAUGGGGAAUCCCUCAGAUGGAUUUAAUGGGAAAACCAUCGCCAUGUCCAUCUCCAACUUCUGGGCUGAGGUCACUCUAGUGGAGAGUCAAACUUUGGUUUUGGUGCCUCACCCACUCAAUGAUCCUACAGAGUUCGGGAGUUUACAAGAUCUGUUCUGUAUCAGCAGGAAGGAAGGAUAUUUGGGAGGUCUGCGGCUGCUGCAGGCCACCUGUAAGAAGUUCUACCAGUUCUGCUCCAAACAUGGCAUUGCUUUGACAAAGCAGAACUUCACUCUCAAAUACGACACCAACAUUCCUCGGCAGGUGGGUCUUGCUGGAAGCAGUGCCAUCGUCUCAGCUACCCUGAAGUGUCUUAUGAAGUUCUACAACAUCACAGACAAUGAUCUCCCAAAACCAAUCCGUGCCAACUUCAUCCUCAAUGUGGAGACUGAUGAACUUUUCAUUACUGCUGGUUUGCAGGACAGAGUCGUUCAGGUCUAUGAAGGUUUAGUCUACAUGGAUUUCAGCAAAAAGCUCAUGGAUGAGCAGUGCUAUGGAAAUUAUAUUGCUUUGGACAUGAGUGACCUUCCACAGUUCUGGCUGGCCUACCUGAGCGACCCCAGUGACUCUGGACGCAUUCACAGCAACAUCCGACAGCGCUGGCUCAGCGGUGAGCCUCUGGUCGUUGAGGCCAUGAAGACCUUUGCUGAGUUAACUGAUAAUGCAAGGGCAGCUCUGCAGGACAGAGACUGGAGCCGACUGGCACAGCUGAUGGACCAGAACUUUGAGCUGAGGAGGUCUGUCUACACGGAUGACUGUCUGGGUCCUGGGAAUCUCAAAAUGGUUGAGCUGGCGAGGCAGUUUGGCUCAGCAGUGAAGUUACCAGGCAGUGGAGGGGCCGUGGUGGGUCUCUGUCUGGACCAGGCAAGACUGGUGGAGAUGAGGCAAGCUUUCCAGGAGGCUGGCUGUGUCUUCUGUGUCAUCACACCAUACAAUCCAUUUGCCAGCACAGCUGGUGGCCAACACUAACUUCAGAUCUCACCACGCCUUAGUAAGGCUGCACAAGGCCAAUUUACAGCAUUAGUUGGAUACAGCAGUGUGGACCUCAAGUUGUCCGACAGGGUCCCAAAAUCAUUUCAGAGGAUUAUUUUAAGACAAUUCUUGCCAAAAAAAAUCAUGAUGAGAUACAUUAAUUAUUCUGGAAAACAUAUUGUACAUUUAUCAUUCAGACUUUCAUGAGCAGUAGUCUGUGGUGAUAGUUUGUCCGAUAAUUGUCAGAAACCAGAUAUUUUGUUGCAUUUUACUUAUGGAAUAUUUGUUGAAUCAGCAGGUGUGUUCAAAUUAUAAUUAGGUAUAAUGGAGUAAUGACCCUUGUGCCAAACAAUGUACAAAAUCUAUUUUUAAAAUAAUAAUAUAAUGAUUUUUUUUCUAUGUGUGACUCAAUUGUAUAGACUUAAUUCCUUAGUCAAUAUUAUUAAUAUUACAUAUAAUGAAUGUUAUCUGUGUAUAUAUAUUAAAAGCAAAUGUG
This is a messenger RNA of Solea solea (common sole), 2449 nucleotides long. It is a transcript of the gene gkup, whose product is annotated as glucuronokinase with putative uridyl pyrophosphorylase. The record is from RefSeq and is a predicted model, not a curated record. NCBI's taxonomy places the organism in Eukaryota, Metazoa, Chordata, Actinopteri, Pleuronectiformes, Soleidae. The coding region runs from base 82 to 1950 and encodes 622 amino acids. Gene Ontology annotation, biological process: biosynthetic process. Gene Ontology annotation, molecular function: ATP binding; glucuronokinase activity. The transcript is spliced from 23 exons.